CAGAAAUAAAGCAGAGAGAGAAAUCUGCCUUGUUUAGAGAGGGGGGGAGAGAGAGAGAGAGAGCUUGCUACAGUUUCAUCUCCACAUUUCUGAGGAAUCCAUUCAUGGGCUGCUCUGCUUCGAGGCCAGAAACCCUUCUCAGCAGAAACCAAGAAGACCCAUCUCUGUCUUCCUCCUUCGACUCUACCCUCUCCCCAUUCAACUCACCAAAACCGCCCAGGGCUUUCUCCCUCCCGACGCCUCUCGUCCACCACCCGCCUCUCCGGGAGGGCGACACCCACCACCUCGUCUCCCUCACCUCCACCACCUAUGGCUCCCUCCACCUCAUUGACCCUAAGAUCCCUAACGUGAACGGCCAGGACUGCCCUGAUCAGCUCCAGAAGGCAGUCCCCACCGGCAAGACUCAGUCUUUAGCGGAUUCCGAGGACUCGGCAUCGCCGGAUUCUGUCAUCAAUACUUGGGAGCUCAUGGACGGCCUCGAUGAUGCCGACAUCGACUCUUGUCCUAAGUCCAACAGUUCCUCCAAUUUCGACCGCCCCCUUGAGGUCGGGGCCAAGCCUAGCUCCUGCAGGUUCAUCACUUUUGAUGGGCCUGUGAGGAAACUGCGUGAUUCGUCUGAACCAGUGGAGAAGCACCCGUCUUCCCAGACGAAGCCCCUGUGGAAGCAUUUAUCCGAGGAAGCUCUGCUAGCUAAAAUGGACCCUAAUGUGGUCUACAGUUAUAGGCGGGCAUUGUCGUCUAGGCAGUUGGGGUGGAAUCAAAACGGAAGCUCUAAGCCCCUGGAGGAAUCGCAGUCCCUCCCCCCGAGAACCUCGCCGCGUGUUGAUCAUUUUCGAUCUCAGUUGGUGGUUGCAGGAGAUGAUCGGUUAUUACUGUAUUUCACCACCUUGAGAGGGAUUAGGAAGACAUAUGAGGACUGUUGUUCGGUCAGGAUGAUACUUAGGAGCUUCAGAGUGCCUGUUGAUGAGAGGGACAUUUCAAUGGAUUCUUCCUACAGGAAGGAGCUGGAAGCUGCACUCGGUGGGAAGGCAUUGACUCUACCUCAGGUUUUCAUCAGAGGAAAGCACAUCGGAGGGGCCGAGGAGAUAAAGCAGCUGAACGAGGCAGGAGAACUCGCAAAGCUCUUAGAGGGACUCCCCGUUCGGGAUCCCGGGUUUGUCUGCGAGACCUGUGGGGAAGCGAGGUUUAUACCGUGUCCGAGCUGCGAUGGGAGUAGGAAGGUGUUCGACGAGGACGAGGAUCAGCUAAGGAGGUGCUUGGAUUGCAACGAGAAUGGGUUGAUCCGAUGCCCUGGUUGCUGCACCUGAACACAGACACUGAUAAUGUCACAUGUAAAUUUUCGGCAUUCAUAGCUAGAGGUUCCAUUUCUGGUCUGAGUAGUUGUUGCAGGGCAAAUUUUGGGGGUGUCUGCUGUCGGAGAAAGAUUAAAAAGACGUCAUCGUAGUUGAUCGACUCUCCGAACAAGGCUAAGGGAAGCAGUGCCCUUUUUUCUUUUCUUUUUUUUUUUCCUUGGGUAACGGAACCUUGUCGUGCAUUCAUCUUCUGAAUCAUGAAAUGUCCUAAAGAAAAGGAUUGUUUUGUUUUUUGUCUGCCCACUUGACUGUCCUGCUGUAACCUAAAUGGUCUCCAGCCAUUGAUGCUGAACUUGAAGCUAUAAAGAUGUUGACAGUGAGUAA
Messenger RNA from Punica granatum (pomegranate), 1676 nucleotides. The record is from RefSeq and is a predicted model, not a curated record. NCBI's taxonomy places the organism in Eukaryota, Viridiplantae, Streptophyta, Magnoliopsida, Myrtales, Lythraceae.